AUGCAACUAACCACCUUUCUUCCGUGCCUUGCAGUGUUGCUGCACUCCACACAUGCGCAAUACUAUCAGCAAGCGAGUCAGCAGUACUUUCCUCCUCAGCAGUACGCACCUCAACAACAAUAUCCUGCGCAGUGGCGGCAAUGGGAUCAGCCACAAUCCUACCAGUCUCAACCGCAGUUUCUACCUCAACAACCUGUCCAGGCGAGUUUUUAUCAGCAUAAACGACGACUAAGUAACUAUCAACAAAAUCCUCCCUUUGCUUACCAACAACAACAACAACCACAACAACGAUAUCAGCUGCCUCAAUACCAACAGCAAGUUCCGAUACCACCACCACAAUUUAUGCCGACAGCUCAGCAACUCCAGCAGAUCCCACAAUUUCCCCAGCAACAGCAGUAUAAUUUACGACCGCAGCCUCCUCCUGUAAUUUACUCGCAACCUCCACCUCCACCGCCUCCGCUUCCACAGCAGCCAGUGCAGGCUGUUUUCAAACCAAGACCUGUCUAUCGCGAGGGACCGAGGAUUUACGAGCAGCAGUUCAAAAUUAUGAGGCCGGCACCUGUCGAAGGAUAUUUUCCGCAACAGGUGGAACCACAACUACCCAUCCAGCAGAGAAUGCGGGUUCCAUCUCCUCCUGAGAGGUUCCGUCCUCAUCUCGCUGAUAUCUACGGCCUUCCACUACCAGAUCGACCGCAUUCAACAAAGAAGCCCACAGUCAUUCUCGUAGGCGAGUCACUUCCCGAUGGAGCCUAUGGAGCCGAAGAAAAGCUCAUAGAUGGUCAACAUCCAAGCUACAUUGAAGAUACUGCUAGAACAACUCCUUUCCGAACUAAUAUCCAACCGCAAAUGGUUGUUCCGAAACCGGCUCCACGAAGACCUGUAACUCCCAGACCUCAGCCACCUCCCAGGAUAGCACCUGCGACUCAAGCUCCUCCUCCAACCAUGGUGAAAGCAAAACUUAGUGCUAUUGUGCCAAAAAGCAUAGCCCCUUCUAAUGGUGGUGGAAAGAACCCCAACGCUGCGUUCCUGGGAUGCUGCAAAGCGGUAAAAGUGGCCAAGUCCUGCGAAAGGAUCUGUAACUUCGACAUACUGAAUAAGAAAACGCUAACGGGAAUGUUCCUUGGAACCGAUCCUUGCCCUCAGUCGUACGGCCUUGAGCUUCUGCAGUGUGCAGCGCAAUCCGACGAUCACACAGAAUGCUGCCGAAGCAAAGGUGUACACACGACUACCGCUGGAGACAAGUGUCUUGGCUUUUGCAAUAUGAAGCCAGGAGUCACUUUCCAGGCUGACGUCUCCAUGCUACCGUGUUGGGGCGUAUUAAAUGAUAUCAAGACAUGCUUCAAGGAUAGUAUCCAGAACAGUUAA
This is a messenger RNA of Necator americanus (New World hookworm), 1365 nucleotides long. RefSeq lists its product as uncharacterized. The transcript is spliced from 13 exons. NCBI's taxonomy places the organism in Eukaryota, Metazoa, Nematoda, Chromadorea, Rhabditida, Ancylostomatidae. Bases 1 to 1365 code for a protein of 454 amino acids. The record is from RefSeq and is a predicted model, not a curated record.